Nicotiana tabacum (common tobacco) is the source of this 1699-nucleotide messenger RNA. Its product is annotated as putative pectinesterase/pectinesterase inhibitor 51. Gene Ontology annotation, biological process: cell wall modification. Gene Ontology annotation, molecular function: enzyme inhibitor activity; pectinesterase activity. Lineage: Eukaryota; Viridiplantae; Streptophyta; Magnoliopsida; Solanales; Solanaceae. The record is from RefSeq and is a predicted model, not a curated record.
AUCACCAUCACCUCCAUUUUCCGCCUGAGAUUCGAGGAGCCUGCAAGGCCUCACGCGAACCAUCAACAUGCGAGGCUUCAUUCCAUCAUCACUUGCCUUCCAACCCUACAACACUUCAAAUAAUCCAUUUGGCCUUGGGCCUCUCCUCACAAAAACUUACCAAGGCCCAGGCCAUGGUGAAGGAUAUCUUGAAUGUUUCGGCUGGAAAUCUGAACCUCACGGUCGCCGCGAAAAAUUGCAUGGAGGGACUCGAGUCUUCAGAGUACAGAUUCAAACAGACAGCUGAUCAUGCAUUGCCAGGUGGUAAAAUGAAGGACGCUCGUGCAUGGAUGAGUGCCGCGCUGGGGUACCAACACGGCUGCUCGUCAGGUUUGCAAAAAGUAAACGACACCGUUCAAGUGAGAAAAACUAUAGUAUUUGUGGAUUCCUUGAUUGGGUUCACCAGCAAUACUCUGGGGAUGCUCAUGAAUUACGACAUUCACGGGAGCAAAACCGGAUCAUGGGGUCCGCCAAAGACAGAGCGUGACGGAUUUUGGGAAGGUGUUAGGGGGACCAGAAUGUAUAUCAGGGGCGGGGUACCUUCGAGUUUGAAGUCGAAUGUGACGGUUUGCAAGGCUGGAAAUUGUGACUAUAAAACCGUGCAGGAGGCGGUGAAUGCAGCGCCGAACUACUUGGUAUAUGAGAAAUUUGUUAUAUGGAUCAAGGCAGGAUUGUAUGAUGAGAUUAUUAGAAUCCCUUUGGCGAAGAGAAAUGUGGUAUUUUUGGGAGAUGGAAUGGGCAAAACUGUUAUUACUGGAUCAUUAAAUGUUGGUCACAUGGGCAACAAUGGAGUCACCACUUUUGAAUCUGCUACGGUCGGAGUACUUGGUGAUGGAUUCAUGGCUAGGGGUCUAACCAUUCAAAACACAGCAGGUCCUGAUGCUCAACAAGCCGUAGCUUUUCGAUCCAGCAGUGAUCAUUCUAUCGUAGAAAACUGCGAAUUCCUGGGCAAUCAGGACACACUUUAUCUCAAUUCAUUGCGACAGUAUUACAAAUCAUGUCGCAUCCAAGGCAAUAUAGACUUCAUAUUUGGAAACGCGGCCGCCUUUUUCCAAGACUGUGACAUCCUAGUCGCCCCUCGGCUAGUAAAUCCAGAGAAUGGCGAAACCAAUGCUGUAACUGCUCAUGGUAGAAUAGAGCCAGGACAAUCAACAGGAUUCGUCUUCCACAAUUGUUCAAUCAAUGGAACUGAAGAAUAUAUGAAGUUGUACUACAGUAAUGCUAGUGUACACAAAACUUUCCUUGGAAGACCAUGGAAGGAGUAUUCCAGGACAGUUUUUAUACAAUGUAAACUGGGGGAUCUUAUUAAUCCUGCUGGAUGGAUGCCUUGGAGUGGUGAAUUUGCUUUGAAAACUCUUUACUACGGAGAAUUCGAAAAUAGUGGUGGAGCUGCAGCCAAUGCCAAAGAACGAGUGUUGUGGAGUAGCAAAAUCCCAGCUCAACAUAUUUAUUCAUACUCUCUCCAUAAUUUCAUUCAAGGCGAUCAAUGGAUUCCUUCAUCAUGAUUGAAAUAUUGGCAAAUUUUGAUUUUGGUCAUUUCAUUGUAACAUAUUUAACCUUCAAUUAAUUCAAACAUAUGCACUUUUGACCCCUCUGCUUGUGAAUCUAGACUAAUUCAUUAAUUACCCUUGCAUUACGUUAAACUUGUACUGUUAAUUAA